CUCCCUCCUGGCACCAUGGCUGCUGGCCUCAAAACCGUCAUUCUUCUGUCUUUCGUACUUGCUGUAGGAUUCUUACUGAUCAUAUUGUCUUGUGCGCUAUGGCACAACUGGCUACCGCUUCUCGUUGCCCUAACAUUCGUUCUCGCACCUCUUCCUAACGCCGUAUUCUCUCACUGUGGCUCGGACGACUUUUCGAGCCAAUAUGAAGGCGGUGGUGGACCUAUCGACCUGGGACGUUUCAUUACAUCUCUUGUCGUCGUCACCGGAUUCGCUCUUCCCGUUGUAUUGGCGCACUCCGAUGUCAUUACAAAGAGUGCAUGUGUAAUGUCCAUCAUUGGGGGAGGAUUGGUGUAUGGGACGAUACUGGCGUAUUCAGCUGCUUUCAAACAAGAUGAAUCGGACUUCGACUAA
Messenger RNA from Desarmillaria tabescens, 411 nucleotides. RefSeq names its product vacuolar protein sorting 55. Bases 16 to 411 code for a protein of 131 amino acids. Gene Ontology annotation, cellular component: Vps55/Vps68 complex; endosome. NCBI's taxonomy places the organism in Eukaryota, Fungi, Basidiomycota, Agaricomycetes, Agaricales, Physalacriaceae. The record is from RefSeq and is a predicted model, not a curated record. Gene Ontology annotation, biological process: late endosome to vacuole transport via multivesicular body sorting pathway. The transcript has 4 exons.